This is a messenger RNA of Dovyalis caffra, 303 nucleotides long. The record is from the annotation of a GenBank genome assembly. Lineage: Eukaryota; Viridiplantae; Streptophyta; Magnoliopsida; Malpighiales; Salicaceae.
AUGCCCCCUCUUUCAACAAAAGUACCUGCUAGUCUUACCUUGGAUGUCACAGGCAGAGUCAGGGAACAGAAGUUUGAUUCCCAAUGUUUUGACUGCCUUGACCCGAUCCCGUUUGAAACUUACUCCUCUACCUGGAAAACCCCACUAGGGCAGUGUGCGCACAUGGGUGCUUCUAAUCAGUGGCUGGUGAUCAUGACUGGAAACGAAGAAGCACGAAUACUUCAUGGGAUCCAUGUGUCUAAGACCUCUAGAUCCUCCGUCGAAAUCUCUUUUCUAGACCCAGUGAGUCAAGUUAGGCUCUAG